Aspergillus bombycis is the source of this 1023-nucleotide messenger RNA. RefSeq names its product putative ubiquitin-conjugating enzyme. The coding region runs from base 1 to 1023 and encodes 340 amino acids. The record is from RefSeq and is a predicted model, not a curated record. Lineage: Eukaryota; Fungi; Ascomycota; Eurotiomycetes; Eurotiales; Aspergillaceae. The transcript is spliced from 4 exons.
AUGUCCACCUCCAGAUUGCCUAAUAUCCCCGCUCUGCGUAAACACCAACUUCUCCUGGAAUUUGCGAGUUUAACUCAUGCGGCCCCUCUAGGACUCUAUGUGAGCCCUGCUCCGAAUGAUCCCACUCUCUGGACGGGAGUUUUAUUCGUUCGUACUGGUCCAUAUGCUUCUGCUAUCCUCCGUUUCCAGAUCCGAUUUCCGCCUUCAUAUCCCGAUCUCCCACCUUUGGUGACCUUCUCUACCGAUGUAUUCCAUCCGUUGAUCGUUCCCCUUACCACAUAUACCUUUAGCACCAACGCUUCGAGCGAAGAUCCCGUCAGUGCUUCAGAUGAGGAGCGAUUACCGCCCGGCGGAUUCAGUCUCCGACAUGGAUUUCCCCACUGGUUUGGCCGAGGUAAACGAAAUGUGAUCAAUUCAGCGGACUCUUUGAGAGCCGUGAGUGUUAGUGGCUCCAAUACCGGUGGUGAUGCAGCCAGCAAAGACUUGACUCAGAACCCAAACGAAGCCUCUAGACCUACAUCUCCGUCGACGAAUCAAGCAGAUGAUGAUCGAGAGGAGAGUGCUACAUCAACACCAGCAGAGAAAUCCAUCGAGAUAAGGGAGAAUGUCCCGGUUACUGCCCUAUUAAAUUAUAUUCGCUCUACAUUCGAUGACGAAACAGUUCUCGACUCAUUGCCACUCGAAGCUGCUGGGAAUCCAAGCGCUUGGCAUGCAUGGAAGGCUCAUAGAAAAGAUAGUAGCAACGCGACCCUUACAACUAGCACUAAAAGAGGAAUCCCGCAGGCGCGGCUUCCUGGUGAUUGGCAUUGGGAUGGGAUUUGGGCCAAGCGAGUCCAAGAUGAGGUCGAAGCGAGUCAUUCGGAAGCAACAUUGUUUGGCAAUGCGACACGAAGCGGAGGAACUGAGGAUUUGGUAAGAACAGUCUCCCCUCACUUACAGAUUCGUUUUUCUCGAUUGGACGACACCACGCUGACCUCAGUUAAAGAGAUGAUAACCCCACGGGUGGAAGAAGCGCACCAUUAG